Messenger RNA from Exophiala xenobiotica, 489 nucleotides. RefSeq lists its product as uncharacterized. The transcript has a single exon. Bases 1 to 489 code for a protein of 162 amino acids. NCBI's taxonomy places the organism in Eukaryota, Fungi, Ascomycota, Eurotiomycetes, Chaetothyriales, Herpotrichiellaceae. The record is from RefSeq and is a predicted model, not a curated record.
AUGAAGCCAGGACCUUGUAUGACACGCGAUUUCCAGAACUGUGUCACCUUCCUCGACACUUGCAGGCCGCAACAACCGCACUGCUUGAGUCCGAGGUCCGACGACGAUGCUGCCACGACAAGCGUACCUGGGAUCAGCGAGGCCAGCCAGAACCGUGCGCGUCGGCAGUGCCUCUACGGCUUCGGGCUCACAAUGAGCAUCUUGCUCAACACCAUCCUACGCGCGUACGAUCCCAAGGACGCAAAUCUCGUCGACGAACCCAAUCAUCUAGCUCACGAGAUCAUCGCACUGGCUGAACAACAAGCGUCCAUCUACCGGCCACUGGGCGCUGCGUACAUGCUUCUUUGUCUCAUGUCAGCCUGGACCGCCUCUGCCGACACAGACGCCAGCAUCCACGCCGAAGUCGACCCCGUGCUGGCCGAUUACCAAUUGGACUUCCUGGGUCCGCGAGCAAAGGAGGGCUGCGUCAAGCUGAUGCUGGUCAUAUGA